CACCACGUACGUAUAGAUUUCAUAUAGCUAGCUAGAGAACGUAUUACGUACUUAUUCUGAGAUAAAUGGUUCAGUACUUAGUUCUCCAGAAACUGUUUCUGGGUUUGAAUUUGCAUUGGCUGAAAGGGAUUGGAGGAAAGUCUUGGCAAUUAAACUAGGACACUUCCUUUAGUCUCCGAACAUGAUACGCGAUUUCACGAUACUAUUCUCUAACACUUAUACUUUGCUUUUUUCCCCCUAUCUCUUUCUUUCGUUCUCUUAGCCACACCCUCUGUCUAGGUUCACCCAGCCCAUGCAAAGAUGCGAUUAGAGGUGGCAAAUGGAUUUAUUUAUGGAUUGUUGGAUUGGAUUGGUGGAUCUAUGGAUCAAAUGGAUUGGUGGAUUCAUGGAUUAUCCAUGAAUACAAAUGACAACCUCAACCUCAACCAAGGACCAAUAUGUAAAAUGUGAAAAAGUUUAGGUACUAAAAUGUAAUAAUGAAAAAUUUUAGGUACCAAAACAUAAUUUUUGAUUUGGAUCCAUGGAUCAAUCCAUGAACUAGCAAUCCAAUUGGAUUUGGAUCAAAAGGAUUGGAUUUAACAGCCUGUUUGGAAAGGCUAAAUUUUGAAGAAAUGGAAUUCCAAUUCUCAAACUUUUCAUGAUUUUCUGGUUUGGAAGUAAAAAAUAAAAAGGAAAUGGAAUUUCAAAAGGUAAAAAGUUGAAAAUUCUAAAUCCUAUCAAAAGUGAUCGGAAUUGGUGGAGGGAGUGAUGGAAUUAGUGGACCCCACAUUAAUUUUGACUCACUUUUACAAAAAAAGCCUUUACUACUUUUGGAUUUGAAAUCAUUAAUACCAUGGAUAUUAUUGUAAAAGCACUUGUAAGAAAUCAUUUUCAUUUUUCUCAAAACAUAAAAAGAUGAAAUCAUAUUCCAAACUUUUGGAUUUGUUCCAAACAUAAACUCUUGAAAUGAAUUCCCACUUGAAUUCGGGUUCUCACAAGAAAUGGAAUUCAUUUUCCAACAUAAUUAUAUCCAAACAAGCAGUCAAGAUCAGACAUGUUGUCCGGCAAUUCCCCCCCCCCCCCGGGUAUUACCUGACCUUUCAACUUGUUAGGCUCAAUUAUCCAUUCUAUUAUCAAUAUUUUUCAUUCUUAAAGUGUUUUUUCCUACGUUUUAUUGUAAAAAGUAAAAUUUACUUGUAUUUUUUUUUAACAACAUGUAAGAGUGGGUCGACCCGCGCGGGUUUUACCCGCCCGACCCGUAGUAGCGUGGGGCUUUUCAUAAGAUUAGAUGUAUUGUUUGCUAACUUGUAUGUGAUUUGUGACGGUCGUGUUUCAGAGGUUCAAAAGAAACUCUUAAUGGAAUCUAAAUCGGUAAGUGAUUUUAGCUCUAUGAAAUUAUUUAAUCAUGGUUGUACUAUUUUAGCACAAAAUAUCCUAAUGUUAACUUUUCCAAUACGACUUUCGGUAUGAUUUUAUAGUUUUUGGUUUUUUGUGAACACACAUCGAUGCUCGGGUUGGAGCAACAUGUGAAGUCUGAUUCAAGCACAAAAUACCCUCAUGAUAACUUUUUUGGCAUGACCUUCAGUAUAGUUUUACAAUUUGUUUUUUUUUUUUGUUUUGUUUCUGAACAUAAAUUGAGGCUCGGGUUGGAGCACGUGUCAAGCCUUAUUUAACCAUGGUUGAACUACAAUUUUAGUACAAAAAUACUCUAAUACUAACUUUUUUGUUGUGACCUUCGGUAUGGCUUUAAAACUUUUAGUAUAUCUAAACAUAAAUCCAGGCUUGGGUUAGAGCAACGUGUCAAGCCUAAUUUAGCCAUAUUUUAAGCACGGUUGAACUACGAUUUUAGCACAAAAUACCCGAAUGUAAAUUUUCCAGUACGACCUUCGGUAUUAUUUUACAAUUUUUCAUUUUUUCUAAACAUAAACCAAGGUUCAGGUUGGAGUAACGUGUCCAGCCUAUACCAAUAGCGUUCUCUCUAGUUUUGGAUGAAAGUUACAAUUCACCCGCCAAACAAAUAAGAGUAAGGAACUAAGGAUUAAUAACCUUCAUGUAUCAAACAAAUUCAAGAAGUUGGAAAAAUUCUAUAACAGCCACGUGUUUAAUUUUGAAGUGGCUGUUACCUACAACAAUUAAAACUACUUGUCAUUUUAACAAAUCUCUCAUGCAACAGUGACCACUUUGUUACUUUAAUUAGUAAAAUAAAAUAAUAAUAAUUAAGAUGUUUAUUAUUGUACACAGCUCAUAACAGGCUGCAAAGAAAUCUGACAGCCGGUAGUGGCAUCAACGUGGUUUACAAGAUUGCUCUAUCUUCCACUCUUAUUCACGACUAGUUGGCCAAACCAGCUCUUAUACUAUGUGAGAAACUAAUUGUCAAAAUAAUUCGAAUUGCUUGGAUAAGUUUAUUAUGAAUUUUAUACCACUCUCUUUUGUAUCUGCUUAUAUACAACAUCAAGAGUGCUCAAGAUUUGGAUAUCUUGGUUAUAUAAUAAUUGAUGUUAUUCGGACGAAUUGGAAUUCUGGCACAGAAGUAUAUAUGUGCAAGAUACGUAUGUGUCUAUGAGAUAUGCUUUAGGGUAUUUUGCCGGAGUUUGCGACGGGAGAAGAGGCGGUGUGUGUAUGUUCCAAUGUGACUUCAUUGUUCAACAAAAUCUUGCCGGGGUUUGUAACGAGAGAAGAGGCGGUGUUUGUUAUACAAUAACCUAAAACUCCUACGCUUGGAUUCUCUUGCAGUCUAUCCCACUCCUGAUAUAUAAUAUUGCAAGCCAACAAAUUCAUCCAUCUCACAAUAUUAUAAAGCUAGGUAGCUCGCUUUACGCAGGACACAUUUUAGCUUAGCUAACAGAGAUAGAGAGAGAGAGAGAUGGCCGUGCUGGUUCGUCGCUUGGAUGCUCGAAUGGGAACAGUGCUGAUUUCGUCGCUGGUUCUGACAAUGAUCAACGUAGGCUUCCCCGGCGGUGUAAUGAUCAUCACUGCUGAAGCUGCCCUGGAUCCACUGUGCGGUGCCUCCAACGAAUGGUUUUGUAGUCAAAUCGAUUUCAAUAUCUCUGCAAGCGCCCGAAUAAAGAUAAUAUCGAAACUAACAUCCAAAUCAGAGUGCACUCCGGUCUAUGAGGACGAGGAUCCUAAUCAUCCAGUCGCCUACAUGCAUUCUACUUGUGCUGAGGACAAUGAUACCAGCUGCCGUCGCUGCUUUAAAAUAGCCAAUGACCAGAUACUCGACAAUUGCACUGGCAAAGAUGGAGCUCAGUACGGGACGGACAUUUGUUGCGUUAGAUAUGACAAGAACAACUUUUGUGGAGCUAUAAUAAAUUAAGAAAUGCCAUUGUAUAUGCUUUUGUGGAACAGGGUUUGUGUUAACAAAGGCUCCUCUUUGAUUGACUUACUUCGUCAAAGGAAGCUUUAUAUCCGCUAUAUGGGGCGAUCUUGGAGGGGGGCUUUUUUUAUAUGUUCUUUUUGGCUGUAUCGUGUCUUUUUCCCCCGUAUUUUAGUUAGGGUCGUGUUUUUGCUCUCUUGACUUUCUUCGUAGUAGCUCGACUGCAUACAAACUACUGAGUAUAGUCGGAGUCAGUCUUGUAAUUGAGUCGUUGUUCCAUGUCUAUGGACUUGGCUUGGUUAAAAGAAAGGAACGAAAUGAAGCCCUGCUCAUCGAUAUAUGCAAUGGGGAAAGAGAUUCAUCAUAAAUAAAACUACGAGAAAUUAAUACAGAUGAGUUAUUUCGGCCAAGCAAAUUGAUAAUAUAUAAAAUAUUAAUAUAUUUCGAUAAUUUGAAUUGAAUUUUUUUUAGGAUUACUAAAAUUCGAACAUAUAAACUGUGGAUCCAAUCUUCUUCUCAUGCAUGCCAGAAAGAAAAACAUAUUCCAGAUGGAUGAUCAACUUUUCGUUUAUAACCAUCAAAAUUAAUUGUCUUUUGUUAAUGAUGUCGAAAAUUUGUAGGUGAAAGAGUUAGGAUCACAAAACAUGAGAUGCUCAAAGAUGACAACAUUGUUAUGGAAAACGUUUCACAAAAGUAUGUUUCUGCCACACAAGUCAUAUAUAGAAAUCGACACAUGCACAAACAACGCCCGAGCCAAUAGAAUUCACUAUUUCUACUUAAGGAAUUUAGUUCCCCUCUACGGUACCCAAGGUUAUUGGAACUAUUCCUCCCAGGAUAGAACGGACGUACCUUUUCUGGCUGUACCGGUACUUGAAACACCAGAAUCCGACGAACGCAACGAUCAGAGAGAAGUCACACGACUCUGUUUUUCUUUAUGAGUUUGUAGAGAGGAAAUGCAAUGAAGAAUGAAAAACUCUUUAUCUUUUGGCCAGAAAAAUUUCUUGGGAAAUAACUUGUAUAGAAAACAGAAGGGGGUAGGUGUUUAUUUAUAGAUAAUGAAGGGGUGCGAGUGAAGGGAUGUGACCCUUCAAUUGGGUGGUUACACCCCAACCAUUGCAAUGGUUCAGUGAAGCGAUGUGACCCUUCAAGUGGGUGAUUACACCCCAACCAUUGCAUCGGUUCGCCAUAGUAGUUGGACCGGUUGGUUUCAUUCCAACCGCCACAUCGGUUCGGUCCGAUUCGGUUCAACUUGGUUUAAUCAAUAACUCACCAACUA
Molecule: messenger RNA, 4571 nt
Organism: Linum trigynum
Lineage: Eukaryota; Viridiplantae; Streptophyta; Magnoliopsida; Malpighiales; Linaceae
Source: the annotation of a GenBank genome assembly